Prunus armeniaca (apricot) is the source of this 171-nucleotide messenger RNA. The record is from the annotation of a GenBank genome assembly. NCBI's taxonomy places the organism in Eukaryota, Viridiplantae, Streptophyta, Magnoliopsida, Rosales, Rosaceae.
AUGGGCUCUGGUGCAAUCUUGGGCUCCGCCACAGACUCCAGAUGUAUCUUGGGCUCCACGGCAAUCUCUGGUGCAAUCUUCACCUUCGCCAAAAACUACGCGAUCGUCGGCACGAGUCCUGGUGCAAUCUUCGACUCUGCCAUAAGCGUCACAACGGCGUUGUGUGCUUGA